AUGUGGGACGCGCGGGAGGCCGAAAAAGGGCACUGGCCACUGGGUAAAUUCAAUGAUUACAGCGGGGCGGGGGUCAACCUUCGCAUACCUUCUUCCACCCCAUCGCUGGUCAAGACGUUUGGCAAGCUUACUCGCCAGGCUUUACUUGACCUUGUCUUCCAGUGGCUUGAGGAUGGCAAUGUCCAGCACUUUCCGCCAUAUCUCCAAGCCAACGAAGGCAGCAAAAGGGAAGAAGAGGGUGAUGACGACGGACUCCGUCCCUAUCCUGCUGAGCGGACUAUCAACGGGGUUCGCAACGCCUACCAGGAGCUGCAGUUUCGGAAAGGGGGGAAACGCGAAGUCAUAGAUCGGAUUCUCGAAGGCGACUGGCGACAUGGCAUCACACUUCGUCAGCUGGCAAUGGUCGACCUGCGCUACAUGGAUGACCAUCCGUCGAGUCUGCGCUGGACAGCUUUAGAACUCGCUCGCAUCGACAACUCGUCCUCGAACGAAUCAUCCGCGUGCAUACCGCGUGUUCACGCAUCGACUUUCCUAAGCAGUCUUCAGCAACAAAUCUCUCCCCUAGUAAAAGCCCACUACCAUCUUGCCCGGUCGACCUCUCUUCCCCUCACCGUGCUCCGUGUCUUCGUCACCACCUCGCCUUACCAGAAUGCCCCUCGUCAGAGUGCCGAAUCUCUCACCGACUCGUCUAGAACUAUCUAUGUCGCUUUCCCAGACAGUUGCCCAUUCUUUUACACAUCCAUGGCUUCUCCCCAGACAGCCUCCAAGGCUAGUUCCGCUCUCCCGAACUCCCUCGUCGCAACAGACGUUCGCAGCCUCCAGCGUCUGGUCCGAGAUGCUAUUCCUAAAGCCCUCUCUCUUCCCCAUCAACGAUAUACCGUCAAGCCCACCUCCUUAACAGCAAAGAGUCUCGAAGCCCUGCUCGCCCUUCGGGGCCCCGGUCGAUCCAAUCACGCCAACGGUGCAUUCAGUAUCUUCGCAGACGCCGCCUUGGAAGGAAGCCCCUUGGACCCACGGCCAUCCAACACCGUCUCUCCGGAGGAGCAUAACCGCCAAUCAGCGUCGGUUCGCUCCAGGGAUUCGGCCGGGAAAGAGAACACGGCGACUGACGCAAAGGAAGCCACCCUUGAAAACAGAAGGGCCUCUAAGCGAUCUCUCGCUGACUCCAAGGAACCCGGUACCUCCAAGAAGCGGACUCUGGCCCUGCAGUCCCGUUUCGGCACUUCGGGUACCUUGUCUUCUGCGCCGCUUGAUCGACUCGAUGUUAGGCUACUCGAUGCCUUACCAGGUGAUGCAAAGCCAACAGAGCACGCUCAACAACCAACAGUCUCGCUGGCAUUCGCUGGUACGGAUGUGAUUGGUGGGAUUCGAAAGCUUGCGGAGUUGGGUGUUAUUGACGCGGAGAGGAUGCCUUGCUGGAUGACGGGUGAGGAAGGGGUCAGUGUCCUUGCGGUGAGAGAGGGGAGGAGAGUGAGUAAAGCCGGUAGAUGA
Molecule: messenger RNA, 1491 nt
Organism: Aspergillus fijiensis CBS 313.89
Lineage: Eukaryota; Fungi; Ascomycota; Eurotiomycetes; Eurotiales; Aspergillaceae
Product: CENP-N/CHL4 family protein
Exons: 2
Coding region: 1-1491 (496 amino acids)
Biological process (GO): chromosome segregation; CENP-A containing chromatin assembly
Source: RefSeq, a predicted model, not a curated record